AUGCAGGAAUCGAGCCAUCUGCAAGGAGUCCACAACACCAACAUGUCCAGUGAGCAUGCGGUCACCUACAGCUAUCUUCCACAAGAUGUGGAUGGCUAUGAGGACAUGUGCGAUGCCUGCUUGGUUCUGGCGGGCCGUAAAUUUCCUGUGCACACAGCCGUGCUCGCAGUACACUCCCGUUUUUUCCGAAAGAUGAUUGUUGACUUGAGGAGCGAUAUAUCAUCGAGCACAUAUGGGCAGCUGGAGAUUCCUGUGGCCGAGGCAGUGUCGGCUGAAGACAUCGAGCUCAUGUUGGCGUUUGUGUAUGGCCAACAUCCAGAAGUCGAAACGGCUGAGGAGGCUAGCCGGAUGCUUUGCAUGGCGGACAGAUUCGACAUCCCGGGUCUGUUGGAGAAGUCAGAAAGGAAGAUUAAAGACCUGGAACACAAGAUCUAUUUCCUGGACCAAGGCUGCACAGGUGAUGGCGUACAGUCAGAAGAAGCAGACCCGUGGCUGAGUGCAGCACACUGGCUUGGAAUCGCAGAUCGCCUUGGAAUUGAUGACCUCCGCACCAAGUGCCAAAGGAUCGUUCUAAGGGACUUGUUGGCAAACGGCGUGCUACAGGGCACCCGGCCCGACCUUGCCAAGCCAGGGCUUGAGAAAGCCCUGUCCAGUUUAGACAGCCACAGAGUGACCGCAAGGGCCAUGGCGGAGAUCAUUGUUGCAAACAUUGGAGGCAUGCUCCAUGGCGAGUUCGAGGAUGUGUGCAUGGUGAGCUGCACAGCAUGCGGGGCUGUGCACGACUGCAGCAAGAUGUCGAUGUACGAAUACGAGAGGGACCCCUACCGCAGCCUUGAGACGUACAAGUGCCGUGCUUGUGGCCGGCGAACACGUGUUGUGGGUGGCAAGUCGUUCAAGAUGGUUGCCGCCGAUGAUGGCCUUGCCGAAAGCCUGCAAAGGAUUCGAAUCCACGAAAUGGGAGAGUGA
Molecule: messenger RNA, 966 nt
Organism: Ostreobium quekettii
Lineage: Eukaryota; Viridiplantae; Chlorophyta; Ulvophyceae; Bryopsidales; Ostreobiaceae
Source: the annotation of a GenBank genome assembly